CACGAAAUGACCAAAAUUGUUAAAAAUUUUCCGGUGGAGUACCAAAAAAUAGAAAAGGACAUAAAUGCGCUCAACAGGACCAACAUAUUCCAAUACGUCCAUGAACGAUCUCGUCUUAUAUACACGAAGUACAGAAAUGGUGAGAUCACAUCCUCGCUCUACUCGUUUCUAUGCAAGAACCAAUACGUGGACGUGCCGCUGACAAUUUAUUGGCAGAAACAAGGAUAUGAGAGCUUGUGCUGCAUACUUUGUGUAUAUUCCGAGGACAAGAGCAAAGAAAAGGUGUGUAUUUGCAGAGUGCCGCAGCGUAAUCUGGAGCAUGAGAAGAUUGUUGAAUGCAGCGUGUGUAGAUGCAUGGGUUGCGGUGGAUAUUGACGGAGAACUGCGUUGUAAGAUGAAUAAAGCACUUGAUUAACA
Vavraia culicis subsp. floridensis is the source of this 417-nucleotide messenger RNA. RefSeq lists its product as uncharacterized. The transcript has a single exon. The record is from RefSeq and is a predicted model, not a curated record. Bases 7 to 375 code for a protein of 122 amino acids. Gene Ontology annotation, cellular component: nucleus; spliceosomal complex. Lineage: Eukaryota; Fungi; Microsporidia; Pleistophoridae. Gene Ontology annotation, biological process: mRNA splicing, via spliceosome.